This is a messenger RNA of Dovyalis caffra, 1245 nucleotides long. Lineage: Eukaryota; Viridiplantae; Streptophyta; Magnoliopsida; Malpighiales; Salicaceae. The record is from the annotation of a GenBank genome assembly.
AUGCAAAUCUUGUCAAGAACAACAACUCCUCACACCUUCAAAACUUGUCAUUCUUAUGAAUUCUUCAAGUCUGUUUUUGUUAGAUUCAUCGUCACCAGUUGCAGGGCCGUUGUAAUCCCCCGUUUCGGUGGACCCGAGGUGCUACAGCUUCGCUCUGAUGUUGAUGUCCCUCAGCUCAAACCCAAUGAGGUCCUGGUUCGAGCCCGUGCUGUUUCAAUCAAUCCACUUGAUACUAGAAUGCGAUCAGGCUAUGGUCGUUCCAUAUUCGAACCCCUUCUACCUCUAAUUUUGGGUCGUGAUAUUAGUGGUGAAGUUGCAGCAGUUGGAAAUUCUGUGCGGUCAUUUGGCAUUGGACAAGAAGUUUUUGGUGCAUUGCAUCCAACUGCUGUGAGGGGUACUUAUGCUGACUAUGCAGUUCUGUCAGAAGAUGAACUUACGGCAAAACCACCAUCACUUACGCACGUGGAAGCAAGUGCCAUCCCUUUUGCUGCACUAACUGCAUGGCGUGCGUUAAAAAGUACUGCUAGGAUAACUGAGGGGCAAAGGGUGUUAGUAGUGGGGGGUGGUGGAGCAGUAGGUUUGGCUGCAAUUCAGCUAGCAGCUGCUGCAAGGUGCCAUGUUACAACUACCUGUGGAAGUCAAAGCAUAGAUCGAGUGCGGGAAGCGGGUGCUGAGCAGGCUGUUGACUACACUGCUGAGGACAUUGAACUAGGAAUCAAGGGGAAGUUUGAUGCUGUUUUGGACACCAUUGGCGUACCAGAAACAGAAAGAAUCAGCAUCAAGUUUUUGAAGAGAGGUGGACACUAUAUGACACUUCAAGGCGAAGCAGCAUCCUUGACUGAUAGGUAUGGACUAGCAGCCGGGCUUCCUAUUGCUACAGCUAUUUUAGUCAAGAAACAGAUUCAAUACCGAUACUCACAUGGAAUAGAAUAUUGGUGGACUUAUAUGAGGGCUGAUCCAGAUGGUUUAGAUGAGAUCCGCCGGCUAUCUGAAGCUGGAAAAGUGAAAAUACCCGUGGAGAAAACAUUUCCCAUUACACAAGUGAGAGAGGCUCAUGAGGCUAAAGACAAAAAGAAAAUCCCAGCCGCCAACUUGGAAAUCCUUGGACUCCACACUUUGGGGCUAGGCAAACAAAGGAAAUCAGGAAAGAGACUGAAGUUAGCUACUUUGCUUGGUGACUCCCUCAAGAGCAGGAACAGACCUGUUCUUCCUGCAAUUCUUUGGCAACUCUUAGGUGGGUAUUAG